AUGGGCGUAUCAGGACACGCUUCUGGUGGUACGACCGAAGCAGUGACGGCGACGAUGACGGUGUUAUCCUUCAUAGCCGUCUCGAUGAGGCUUUACGCAAGAUUGGGCGUCUCGAAAAAUGCAGGAUGGGAUGAUCUUCUAAUCUCGUUCUCUUGGGUAGGAGGAAGACGGACUCCAGACGAAGAGCAGCAAACUGGCAUGCUAACUUUCAGUGCAGAUAUUCGCCGUCGCAACCACCAUAGCCAUGUUCAUCCAGGUGGCCAAUGGAAUGAGCCGACAUGCGCACACGAUCACUCCUUCCGAGCUGCCGGUCAUGCUCAAGGCAUUCUACGUGUCCAUAGUCUUUUACAAUCUAUCUCUGUCAUGUACCAAGGUGAGCUCGCCACUCCACCAUCCUUGACUCGGUCCAUUGACGGAAUCCCAAGAUAUCCAUCCUGACCCAAUACCUCCGAAUUUUUCCCCAGAAGAAGUUCCGCAUAGCUUGCUACAUUGUCCUCGCAGCUGUGGUGGCGUACUCCAUCGCCGUAUUCUGUACGAGCGUCUUCUUCUGCCACCCAAUCGCCUACUUCUGGGAUACUUCCAUCGAGGGCGGGAAAUGCUUGGAUAAGUUUGCUGUAUGGUGAGUUAGACCGUAUACUCCGUGUUAAGUGGGUUCGAACUAACGGGUUCAAAUAGGUUUGCGAAUGCAGGUAUAAACAUUAGCACCGAUCUCAUGACUGCAAUCCUCCCGCUCCCGGUCCUUGGACAAUUGGAGCUCCCGAGGCGUCAACGGCGGGCUCUCGUGAUAGUCUUUGCUCUCGGUGGCUGUACGUACACGACUGUUGCUCUGCAGAGUACUCCCACUGACCUGUCCCUAACAGUCACCUGCAUCACUUCCAUCCUACGCCUGGAAGCCCUCUACGCGGUCUCCGUAGGUCUUCCCGCAAAAACGAUUUUGUCUUCUAUUACCUCCGUUCUAACAAACAAUCCAUAGCGCGCGACCGACAUCAGCUGGCAAAACCCCCUCGCAGCAAUCUGGUCCAACGUCGAAGUCAACACCGCGAUCAUCUGCUCCUGUCUCCCCACCCUCCGCUGCAUCUUCCCCAAACUCCUCAACAAGAGUCAGCAAUACUCCUUCACAGGCGGCUCUCGCGCUCGCGAGGGCCUGAGCCAUAGCAACGCCAACAAUCCCCCCAACGGCACCACGAACAAGACCGAAAACGCCCCCCAUCACCACCACCACCGUACGAGCCCCAUCAAACUCGGCAAGAUCAAAAACUUGGUCUCGCGGUCUUACAGCCAGGACAACAAGAGCGAGACCAGCCUCGAAGCCUUCGGCCGCUCGCUCGACUCCGGCGCGUGCGAGCGGAAAUUCACGCGGAGCACCUGUGUCGGCACGGACGGGAUGAAUUUCGACGAGAUUGAGCUCGCGCGCACCCCGUCGGCGAAGCGGGAGGUGCUACCCAGCGGGAGGAUACAUAUGAUGACGACCAUCGAGCAGGAAGUCGAAGUGUCCUGUGACCGGGAGAGUCAGGAUUUUGUAAAAGCACGCGGAUUUGACGCGGUAUGA
Messenger RNA from Lecanosticta acicola, 1549 nucleotides. Lineage: Eukaryota; Fungi; Ascomycota; Dothideomycetes; Mycosphaerellales; Mycosphaerellaceae. The record is from the annotation of a GenBank genome assembly.